AUGCGGAAGAAGUUGGCAGCAUGUGCAGUGCAUUGCAUUGCUACCCUCUCAGACACUUACCCUCUUCGCUCCAUGAUGGAUGAGAGGCUUCUCAAACGGGCUGAACCCCAUGCCUGCUCUGCCACCUUGAUGACCCCCGCUAUGCAGGGGAAAGUCAAGAGCACUGUUAUGGAGGUGGAUGAGCAUGUCCACACCUUAACUGAGAGCUUUGAGCCCUUUGUGCCCAAAGCUUGCCCUGGUGACCGGUUACUGGACCGCCUUGCAGACCAUCUCUGCUUUGAUGAGCACGAUCCUACCCAGGAUAGGCACCCAUAUCUCAACAGGCUCAUCGCUAAUGCGAGGGCCGAUUCCUUAACAAUACUGGCCAUGGCUGAUGGUUCUGUUCCUCAGUCUAACCAGUAUCAGGUGACUUUGGCUGCCAUCAUUUACAAGGGACAUUGUGAGCUCAACAGGACUUGCUAUGUCUCUGGCAGAGUUACCGCACCUGAUGCAGAGCUCAAUGCCAUUGUGUGUGCAGUGCGCCUUGCAGUCAAGCAGGCAAACUGCUGA
Cyclocybe aegerita is the source of this 549-nucleotide messenger RNA. The record is from the annotation of a GenBank genome assembly. Lineage: Eukaryota; Fungi; Basidiomycota; Agaricomycetes; Agaricales; Hemipholiotaceae.